ACACCUUCAACUGGAGAACACAGACAGUUCAGAAAUUGAGAGAAGCAUUUUAAUGUUUGCUGAAAUGACACCAGGUUCAAACCACUCCUAUUCAAGAAAAGGGAUUGAAAGAAAUUGCUGUGUGCCGUACAGACAACAGAAACCCAGAUCUGAGAAGAUCUGCCACUUUUCAGGGACAAGGACAAAAGAUCAGAGACACAAAAAUCCAAAAUCCCCCUGCCUCAAGAACUGUCUCACCUUUUGCUUCAAGGACCAGACGAGGAUGGAGCAAAGGGAACCACCACUGGAUUCUCAUGUUGAAGGGACUGAAGGAAGACUCAGGGAACUGGCUUCAAAGUGGUUCAUAGAGACUCAAGUGUCACUUAUCGUCCAAAACGGCUUUUUCCCAACUUGGUUCCUGGGCUUCAUCACGAGGAAGGAGGCUGAAGAAAUACUGAAAGAAAAGGAGCUGGGCUGUUUUCUGAUCCGUCUCAGUGAUAAGGCCAUCGGAUACAUACUGUCUUAUAAAGGCAGGGAUCGGUGUCGACAUUUCAUGAUAAACCAAGGUGAAUCAGGUCAGUUUGUAGUGUGUGGAGACAUUGAAGGGCACAACUCGGUCUCUGAUCUCAUAGAAUACUACAAGACGAGCUCCAUUCAGCCAUUUGGAGAGUACCUGACAUCUUCGUGUUUUGAGGUACUGAAUAAAGAGGUGUAUGAUAUCAUCCAGGUUAGCCCAAAAGAAAAGCCUGCAGCUGGUGCUGGGGCUUCAAGGAACAUGCAAAAACCACACAUAAACUUAGAGCAGCCGCCUGCACGGCCACCGAGGAGCAACAGGACACAAGAGGAAGUACCACCUUUGCCUCGGAGGGACAGGCACCUUGAGAGUGGCCUCCUGAAUGACCAUGGCGGAGUUUUGUACGCUCAUCUCAGAAAGCAAUCACCGAGGGAGAUACCGAGACUCCAACACAUCAGUCAGGACAAUUUCCCUGGAGAUAAUCUGGGGAGAGCUGGGAGAUCCACAACACAGGAUCAGAGCAGGUGUAGUCCUCCAUCUGGACCUGAAUCUGUUUACUCCGAGCUCAGCCUGCAGGGCAGUAAGAGCCGGUCUCUGCCACUUUUAGACAACAGCUCUGAUGGAGAGCAGUCUUACAGACUGACUGCACCCCCCCACACACCACCCAGGCUUUCCCCCAAACCCGCCAGACAAGCCGCCUACUCUGGGCCAGACUCGUUCAACAGACCGAGCAGCAGCCACAGCCUGGAGAAUACGAGUGACGCUGCUGUCUAUCACCUGGCUGGCCUGCCUAGUAGCCAACGCACUACAUCCUCUGGCACCAAAUCCUCAGGGCAGCACAGGGAUUCAGUGUACGCUGAGGUCCAAGAGGAAGCCGUUCUGGGUCAUGACAAUACAUACGAGCAGAUUCCUGGACACGAGGAUACAGCUUCACCUGAACCCAACAGCAACACUUAUGAGCCUCUAGAGGACAUCAGACCAAAACUUCACCACUCCUGGGGGUUAAAGAAUGAUAAAUGGAAAUGGCUGUUCCCUGAGGCCAAGAGGAAAUGGUGAAGAGGUUACCAGCUACUGAUGAAAAUGUUCACUAAUUUCACUCUGACACUACAGUGGUCCUGCCUAAUAUACACUCUGUGAAAGCUUUUAUAUAUAUUUAACAUGAGUUUACAUGUUCAUGGCUAUUCAAAUUAUAUCUUCUGUAUUUUUUAUGUAUUUAUUUAAAAAAGAUAACACAUGCAUUUACAUGUUUCUUGACAUUAAAAAAG
Molecule: messenger RNA, 1758 nt
Organism: Centropristis striata (black sea bass)
Lineage: Eukaryota; Metazoa; Chordata; Actinopteri; Perciformes; Serranidae
Product: SH2 domain-containing protein 7-like
Exons: 8
Coding region: 53-1549 (498 amino acids)
Cellular component (GO): cytoplasm
Source: RefSeq, a predicted model, not a curated record